GUUGUUCAGCUCACUUGCGGUCCGCGACGUAUGCAGCUGAUGUGAAAAUUAUAUAUAAUACAUAAUAUAGUUCCCUCCCCAAAAUUAUAAACCCAUCCCCCUUCAGCAGCUUCAGUAUUGGGGAGCCUUACCUACCUUCUUGUCCCACCCGUGAUAGGUAUUAUUUACCUUAUAUUACUAGGGAAGGAUGGCGUUGGCCCAGUACGACUACCUUUUUGCUAUAGGCUUGAUAUUUGCCUUCCUUGAUGCUUGGAAUAUUGGAGCCAAUGAUGUGGCCAACUCAUGGGCGACUUCGGUCGCGUCUCGCUCGUUAACCCUGUUCCAGGCCAUGAUAGGGGCCAGCAUCAUGGAAUUCGCAGGAGCACUCGGCGUGGGAGCCCGCGUGGCCGAUACCAUCAGGACCAAGAUCGUCAGCCCGAAUCUAUACACCGACUCGCCCGAAGUGCUCCUCCUCGGGAUGGUCUGCGCCAUCAUCGCCUCCUCCGUCUGGCUUACUUUGGCCACUAGGAUCGGUUUACCGGUAUCUACUACCCACUCCAUCAUGGGAGGUGUUAUUGGGAUGGGAGUUGCAUCUGUGGGAGCCAAAAACGUCACAUGGGUUGCACCGGCUGGUACCAAGUCCACGGAGGUGAUCAAUACUGGUGUGGUCUCGGUCUUCCUCGCCUGGAUCAUUGCGCCUGGUCUCUCGGCCAUUUUCGCUUCUAUCAUAUUCCUCAUCACCAAAUACGGAGUGAUGCUGCGCAAGGAUCCCGUCAUGAAGGCUUUCGCCUUAGUCCCCGUCUACUUCGGGUUUACCGCGUCGCUUCUGGUUAUGCUGCUGCUCUGGAAGGGCGGCGGGUAUACCAUCGACUUGAAAGACAACGAGCUCGCUGCUGUGAUCGUCUGCAGUGGUAUUGGCUGGGCUGUCGUUAUUGCGAUAUUCCUCAUGCCCUGGUUAUGGCGCGUAGUCGUCCAGGAGGACUGGGAACUUCGGUGGUACCACAUUCCUCUCGGCCCCCUUCUUUUGCGACGCGGCGAGGUCCCACCACCCCCGUCGAACUUCCAGGGCGCCAUCCGCAACUUCUACGAAGGCCAUCUCACGAAAGAGGAGCUUGAAGCCAAGCGCGCCGCCGCUCUAGCUCGGAACGACGUCGAGGCAGCCGGCAGCAAGGAAACCGCCAACGAAGCCAACAUCGCAGACGCCAUCGUCAAGUCCUCGAGGCAAUCCGACCAGGGAUCCGACGAAUUCGCCAACGUCCCGGAGAAGAAGUCGAUUGUCGGCCCCAAGCCCGAGGGCGUCGCGUGGUAUUCCGGCCAGAUGCUGUUCUGGUAUCUCAAGAAAGCGCUCCUCAACGGUGUCGACCAGGACGUCGUCAACAUGCAGAAAAAGAAGGAUAUGUUGUCGGGGGAUCUCGAGGAGAAACACGCGCGAGCAGCACACUACGACAACAAGGCCGAGUUCAUGUAUUCUUUCCUGCAGAUCAUGACCGCUUGCACAGCUUCUUUCACGCACGGUGCUAAUGACGUUUCGAAUGCCAUCGGCCCCUUUACGACGAUCUACCAGAUAUGGCAACAGGGCGAGGUUCCUACGAACCCCGAAGUACCCCUUUGGAUUCUUGCCUUCGGUGGUGUCGCCAUCGUCAUCGGCCUCUGGACUUACGGGUAUCAUAUCAUGGCUAACCUUGGCAACCGGCUAACGUUGAACUCGCCCUCUCGAGGUUUCUCUAUGGAACUUGGAAGUGCUGUUACCAUUAUCCUAGCUACGCGACUCAAGCUCCCGGUAUCGACUACGCAGUGCAUCACGGGCGCUAUUGUCGGCGUAGGUCUCUGCAAUGGAGAUUGGCGGGCGCUGAACUGGAGAAUGAUUGGUUGGAUCUACGGAGGCUGGAUCUUGACAUUACCCUGCGCCGGGAUCAUCUCCGGGUGCCUCAUGGGAUUCAUUUUGAAUGCCCCGCAUUGGCGUUGAAGAUCUUGAGAUGAAAUAUAAAGAGAGCUCAGACUAGAGCAUUAUAACUGAGAAAUAUGGGCAACUGUUGGAGAAAUUACCCCGAAGAUACCCAAUGAGUAGUAAUAUUCUUUUUCGUCAUAAAU
Daldinia caldariorum is the source of this 2070-nucleotide messenger RNA. Its product is annotated as phosphate transporter. Lineage: Eukaryota; Fungi; Ascomycota; Sordariomycetes; Xylariales; Hypoxylaceae. Gene Ontology annotation, cellular component: membrane. Gene Ontology annotation, biological process: phosphate ion transmembrane transport. The transcript is spliced from 4 exons. Bases 188 to 1945 code for a protein of 585 amino acids. The record is from RefSeq and is a predicted model, not a curated record.